GCCCCGCCCCCCGCGCUGGCCCCGCCCCCCUGAGUCACUUCCCUUCGCGCGCGCGCGCGGCCUGGACCCAGGAGCGAGGCCAUGCAGAGCUACCGGGGCCUCACGGACAAGGAGCUGCUGGAGAAGCUCAAGAGCUGCCGCAUCCCGCACGGCCCCGUCGUCGGCUCCACGCGGAAGCUGUAUGAGAAGAAAGUCUACGAGUACGAGACCCAGCGGAGCCGCGUGGGGGGCAGCGACCCCGGCCCCUCGGAGACCUUCAUGCAGGAGUCGUACCAGGGCCCGCAGGCGGAUCUCAGCCCCUCGUGGUCCUACCUGAGAGAGCCGCGGUGGGAGCACCGCUUCCGGGACGAUCCCAGCCCCACGCGGACCCACACGCGGGAGUUCUACGAUUUCCCCGAGCAAGAGGACGAGAGCGGCUACGACGCCGCUGCCGACGACCUGCCCCCCAGCAGUACGAGGGCCCGGCCCGCGCCCGCCAGCCCAUCGGGGAGCGUUUCUGGGCCCCCCCCAGCCUGACGGAGCCGGAGGAGAGGCCCCGCCGGCCCUGGGGGGGCUCCGCGGGGGCCCCCCUGCGCCUGGAGCCGCGGCAGGCCAUCCGGCCCCCCCGGGCGCCCGCCGCCCCCCCGGCCGGGGGCCGCCUCCUGCCCCUGGGGCCGCAGCUGGUCGCCCUCGGGGCCCUCGUCGCCUUCCUGCUCUACGUCUACUUCGGGCUCCGGGGGGGGCGGCCCCCCGCCCCCCGGCAGCCGGGGCUGAGCCCCCCCCCCGGAUCCCCUCGGCGUCACCCCGGGACCCCCCCACGGCACCCCCGGGGGGUCCCCGCCCUCCGCCGGCAGCCUCGGUGCUCCCGGGGACCCCCGGAUCCCCUGGCCCCUCCCCGGGACCUCCCUGGGAUCCCCAGAUCCCCCAGGGAUCCCGCUGUCCCCCCAGGGACCUCCCUGGGCCCCCAGAUCCCCCAGGGAUCCCCCUGCCUCCCCAGGACCCCCAGGGACCUCCCUGGGCCCCCAGAUUCCCCAGGGAUCCCCUGACUCCCCAGGGACCCCCAGGGACCUCCCUGGGCCCCCAGAUCCCCCAGGGAACCGCUGUCCCUGCAGGGACCCCCAGGGACCUCCCUGGGCCCCCAGAUUCCCCAGGGAUCCCCCGACUCCCCGGGACCCCCAGGGACCUCCCUGGGCCCCCAGAUCCCCCAGGGAACCCACUGCCCCUGCAGGGACCUCCCUGGGCCCCCAGAUCCCCCAGGGAUCCCCCUGCCUCCCCAGGGACCCCCAGGGACCUCCCUGGCCCCUCAGAUCCCCCAGGGAUCCCCCUGCCUCCCCGGGACCCCCAGGGACCUCCCUGGGCCCCCAGAUCCCCCAGGGAACCCGCUGCUCCCCCAGGGACCCCCAGGGACCUCCCUGGGCCCCCAGAUCCCCCAGGGAACCCGCUGCCCCCCCAGGGACCUCCCUGGGCCCCCAGAUCCCCAGGGAACCCGCUGCCCCCCCCAGGGACCGCCAGGGACCUCCCUGGGCCCCCAGAUCACCCAGGGAUCCCCCUGACUCCCCCGGGACCCCCAGGGACCUUGCUGGGCCCCCAGAUCCCCCAGGGAUCCUGCUGCCCCCCCAGGGACCCCCAGGGACCUCCCUGGGAUCCCCAGAUCCCCCAGGGAACCCGCUGCCCCCCCAGGGACCUCCCUGGGCCCCCAGAUCCCCCAGGAAUCCUGCUGUCCCCGCAGGGACCCCCAGGGACCUCCCUGGGCCCCCAGAUCCCCCCCGGGUCCCCACAUACCUCUCGCCCCCCCACUCCCCGGGCCCCCCCAGGUCCUCCCCACCUCUGGCCCCUCUGCAGCCCCAUAGCGGGACCCCCCCACCCCUGUGCCAACACUAGGUGCCCCCCUGCUAUGGGGCUGCCCCCCACCUCGGCGUCCCAGCCCCCCAGACGGCAGCUCCAGCCCCCCCCCACUGCACAGCGCCCCGGGGGGGCUGCUCCCCCCCCCCCCCCGGGCGGGGCCCCGGGACCCCAAUAAAGGCGGAGCGUUUGUA
Dromaius novaehollandiae (emu) is the source of this 2015-nucleotide messenger RNA. It is a transcript of the gene EMD, whose product is annotated as emerin. Gene Ontology annotation, cellular component: nuclear inner membrane; spindle; nuclear envelope. The transcript is spliced from 9 exons. Gene Ontology annotation, molecular function: cadherin binding; beta-tubulin binding; actin binding. The coding region runs from base 82 to 516 and encodes 144 amino acids. Lineage: Eukaryota; Metazoa; Chordata; Aves; Casuariiformes; Dromaiidae. The record is from RefSeq and is a predicted model, not a curated record. Gene Ontology annotation, biological process: negative regulation of canonical Wnt signaling pathway.